CUCCUACGUCCUCCAUUCAAAAUACAAAUAAACGAAAGGUCGGGGGGGGGGGUCACUUUUAAAUCACACAGUUCCUCUGUAAAUAUGAUCAGAAACCAGCAACUCGAAUCUAUUCUGCAUUGUGAAAGUCCGCUCAGUUAAGUGUCAGUGUGUCUGACUAUGCGUGUGCGCGUCGUGGAUCUGCGCGCAUUCAAAUGUCUCCGUCGCUUUUCACGCAAGAAUAUUUAUUCAAGGACUGCUGGUGAGCCCAUGGAGAAGCCAGCGGCGUCAGCCAGGUUGGAGCUGGAGGAGAGAAGUGGCCAGGUGGAGGCGGAUGGCACAGAGAGUCUGCUGAGGGGGACAGAUGGCGGGGAGGUGACCCCUCAGCCUCAGACGCCACGGAGGACGAGCUCCACCCGCUCCUCCCGCAAGAGCUUUCGCCUGGACUACCGCUUGGAGGAGGAAGUAACAAAGUCUUGUCAGGACAAACAUGGCCGCUGGACCAACCCUUGGUCUACAUGGAAGUUUCCCUCCUAUUCAACCCUGCUCAGGUUCUUUUUUUUGGAGAAAAACCACAGCAAUGUGCCAACUAGUAAAGAGGCUUUAGACAGCGAGCUUCCGGUGUUGGUGCCCUACUUUGUUCAGAACUCGGACCUCAGACACCAAGUCGGCUCUGUCUCCGGUUCAGAUUGCGGUCCGGGUCUGAGAGUCACGUGGCUUGGUCACGCGACGGUUCUGGUAGAACUCGAUGGACUUCGCAUUUUGACAGAUCCCAUCUUCAGCCAGCGGGCCUCGCCGGUCCAGUUCAUGGGGCCGAAAAGGUACCGAGGGCCCCCCUGCACAGUGGAACAGCUGCCGAGGAUAGAUGCUGUUCUGAUCAGUCACUCUCAUUACGAUCAUCUGGACGCUGGAUCUGUGGCUAGCCUUAAUGCACGCUUUGGAGGGGAGCUACGCUGGUUCGUGCCCCUGGGUUUGAUGGACUGGCUGGUGAAGGCAGGCUGUGAGAAUGUGAUGGAAUUGGAUUGGUGGGAGGAGAACUGUGUCCCGGGUCACGAUGACAUCACGUUCGUCUGCACGCCUGCUCAGCACUGGAGCAAACGCACCCCGUUGGACGACAACAAGGUAUUAUGGAGCAGUUGGUCAGUUCUUGGUCCUGAUCAUCGAUUCUUCUUUGCUGGUGAUACCGGCUACUGCUCUUCCUUCCUGGAGAUCGGACGACGCUUUGGACCGUUUGAUCUCGCAGCCAUCCCGAUUGGCGCAUACCUGCCCAGGGAUGUGAUGCGAGGGCAGCAUGUCGACCCAGAGGAGGCUGUUCAGAUCCACCAAGAUGUUCAGGCCAAGAAGUCAUUAGCCAUUCACUGGGGGACCUUUGCGCUCGCAUAUGAGUAUUACUUGGAGCCCCCGGUUCGUCUCAGAGAGGCCCUGGAGCAGAAAGGAUUAAAGCUCGACUCUUUCUUCACGUUGCACCACGGGGAGUCACGCCUUAUUGCGUCACAGGAACAGGAAAUCUUUGUCUCACCAGAUCAAUGAGGUGUUUUGUUUUUUUAACACACAGUUGUUUCCUGAAAAUACUCAGGAAAGUGUUUCAUUUUUCAUUGCGUGUAAACAACAGAUUCCAGAUAUUACGUUGGCCAUAACAAGCCAAAAUGACAUACCAGUGAUACCGUAAUAUCCUCCACUACUAUGAGGCUUGAAUUAACUUAGUCCUAUUUGCUGUUUCUUUUUUUUCCCUUUUUUUUUGGUGGACUGAGUGAAUUUUUUCUGUUGCAAUAUUCAGAAUAUUUAGCUAAUCAUAUAUAUUACAGUAUAACGCUGCUUAUACUGUUCGAUUGUAAGUGUACUGAAUGUUUCUUACAGCGUUAGAUUGGACAGCACUAGAAUGUCCUUUGCUAAGUAACCAUACACACAAUGACUCGUGAGGAGAAAACACGGGAUACUUGUUUUAAUGUUUAUUCAAUCACAAGAUCUGAGGCAAAAUGAGAUAAAAUUAGAUCUUCUGUACUCGUGUCAGUACUUCCAAAGAUGCUUUUGUUGUUUGCUCUUUUUUUUCCAGUGCAGUGCUGUACUGUAAUGUAGCUAUAAUGGUGCAGUACCACAUGUCUGUCCCUGUUUUCUCUUCAGUUUAAUUCAGCAUGUGUACACUUGAAGGAUGCUGACAAGGUACCCAAACGUACUUCUUGCUGGCAGAACUGCCCUGUUUAUACUCCUCCAAACAAAUAGGAUUGUACUUUGGUGAAAGCCUAAGGAUUCUUUUUCCAGAAAACGAUCUUAACGGGUAUCAGGAGUUGUCUCGGUACAUGAAUAGACUUCACCCACUAUUACUUCGUUUUAUAUACACACACAUGGACACAUGCACAUGCUUUUAGACUUGAAUUAUGAGCACAUCUUUCCAAACGGUGCAUUUUAAACACUUUUAAGACCCCGGAGUUGCCUGCUGAUUUAUGAACCGUUACAAAGCCGUAAAGUUUGUUUGUUUUACUCCAUAGCCUCUCAAAACAGCACGAUAGACAAGUGGUGUCACAUUGAAACUCAUGGAUAAUGUAUUCAUCAACAUAAUGCAAGUCACUUUGUUCUCACUAGGCCACUGUAGGAUGCCCAGCUAUUGCGUUUGAAGCUCUCCACAGAAGUUGGGCUGGAUUCAACUUCAAACACUAAACAAGGUCAUGCUCCUCUACACGGUUUAAAACCACAGAAAAGCACCGCAAAGUGUGCCAGUGUUUAGCCACUUAGCCUGACCAUACCAAGGUACUUAGCGUUUUGCUCUUAUUUUAAGAUGUUUAUUGGAUGCCCUUAUCCAAUGGAAGUUAAAUUAGUUCAAAGGAAGAAUUGGCUAAAUGUUCAGUGUGUUCAGUAUUUCAAGCAACCAGGGGCAGAGGUCAAAGGUCACAACAUCAGUGCUCAACCAUCCAUCUACACAGGCAAAACCGUGAUUUAGCAGCUCUCAUUUCUUUUCUUUUUUUUUUCUUUUUCUUUUUAUGCCAAAUGUCUUCAGCCAGAGUAUGACGGGUGAAGAGGGUCAAAAGCAGAGGUUUAUCUUAUUUCUUUUUUUUCCCUCCCCAAUUGUACUUGGCCAAUUACCCCACUCUUCCGAGCCGUCCCGGUCGCUGCGCCACCCCCUCUGCCGAUCCGGGGAGGGCUGCAGAUGACCACAUGUCUCCUCCGAUACAUGUGGAGUCACCAGCCGCUUCUUUUUACCUGACAGUGAGGAGUUUCACCAGGGGGACGUUGCGUAUGGGAGGAUCACGCUAUUCCCCCUGUUCCCCCUCCUCCCCGAACAGGUGCCCCGAGUAACCAGAGGAGGCGCUAGUGCAGCGACCAGGACACACACCCACAUCCGGCUUCCCACCCGCAGACACAGCCAAUUGUGUCUGUAGGGACACCCGACCAAGCCGGAAGUUACACGGGGACUUGAACUGGCGAUCCCCAUGUUGGUAAGCAACAGAAUAGAUCGCCACGCCACCUAGACGGCCAGGUUUACCUUAUUUCUAUUGAACGAUCAGAGUUGACUGAUUUUCCUGAAAAAAAAAGUAGUAGUUUUUGCUUGAUUCCUAAUGCCAGUAGAGGACUUUUGUUUUGUUUGUUUGAGUUUUAAAAUAAGACGUUGGACUUAGUAUUGCUGUGUUUUAGAGUUGGGUCAAACAGUAUUUUCACAAAUACUUUUUUUUAGUGCUUUAGAUUUGGGUCAAACAGUAUUUUCACAAAUAUAUAUUUUUAGAGCUGGUUUUAAUAAGUCAUGUGCCAGGUAACUGGAGUUUACCACAAGUGAGAACACAAUCACUGCCAGGAAGUUAGAAACGCUUACCACUUAAGUUUACUUUGGUACGAUUUGACUGCGGACAUGAGACGAGAACUGUCCCAAAGUGCUAAACCCACAAAUUGCAAAGCGUUAAGUUAAAACAGUGCUAAAAGAUGUCUGUCAUGUUAACACAUUUUGCUCCUGGUCUGCCGUGCGAUAUUAACAUACCAUACUGGAUGGGUCCAGGCCCUUCCGUGUCCCUCCUGAGGUUUGAAAAAAAAAUCCAGCUGUUACGAUGUCUGAUACACUGCUUUACUUUUACUGUAAAGUCAGAUUUUUACAUCUGGCUGACUAAAAAAGAAUGUGUGGUAAAUACUGUAAGCCCCGUUGGACACAGUUUAAACCAAAUCAAUUAAAGUGAUGAUAGUGAAGUGAUCUAGUCUAGUCAUUUAUGGCAUAUCUACACUGUAAAAUGGUUUUCAUGCCAAAAGUUUUUUAAGACCGGCGUUGGCAGCCUUUUAAUUCUGUGUUUUAACUGGUCUACAUGUUGAUGAUGUUGGCAAUAAUAUCUCACACGUCAUCUUACAUUUUUGUGGGAUGAUGCACAUAUUCGUUCCUAGAUGAAUCUGGUCAGUGACUGGUUUAUUCUGUAUUUGAUUGAUGGAUUGCUGUUUUCCGCACUCUGUCUUGCUGGCUACCUGCCCUGUUUUCAAUGAAUGUAUGUAUAUCCUGUUAACCAAGUGCACAUUAUGUAAUGUACAGUAUAAUAUGUAUGCUAUGUGUUUGAGUAAAAUGACAUGAU
Molecule: messenger RNA, 4517 nt
Organism: Lampris incognitus (smalleye Pacific opah)
Lineage: Eukaryota; Metazoa; Chordata; Actinopteri; Lampriformes; Lampridae
Gene: napepld
Product: N-acyl phosphatidylethanolamine phospholipase D
Exons: 10
Coding region: 160-1509 (449 amino acids)
Biological process (GO): N-acylphosphatidylethanolamine metabolic process; N-acylethanolamine metabolic process
Cellular component (GO): cytoplasm; membrane-bounded organelle
Molecular function (GO): N-acylphosphatidylethanolamine-specific phospholipase D activity
Source: RefSeq, a predicted model, not a curated record